Messenger RNA from Cryptotermes secundus, 7023 nucleotides. RefSeq names its product high affinity cGMP-specific 3',5'-cyclic phosphodiesterase 9A. The transcript has 14 exons. The record is from RefSeq and is a predicted model, not a curated record. Lineage: Eukaryota; Metazoa; Arthropoda; Insecta; Blattodea; Kalotermitidae. Gene Ontology annotation, molecular function: 3',5'-cyclic-GMP phosphodiesterase activity. Bases 496 to 3666 code for a protein of 1056 amino acids. Gene Ontology annotation, biological process: cGMP catabolic process.
CGCUGGGCCGUAGUGGCCGGCUUGGCUCUCGGGUGGGAGGAGGACGCUGUUGUGGUGGAGCAAGAGGCAAGAAGUUGGAACGGAGCUCAGUCAGUGAUUCGCGGACUGGCGGCCAGGCAAGCGCGACAAUCGAUAAAACAGCUGAUCAGCAAGCGGCGCAAGAAGUCUCCAAGUGGCAGCCAACAUUCGGCGAUGCGGACUGCAGAACAACGAAUGAAUUCAAGCCGUUGCCUGGUCGAAAUCUAAAAGUCCGACGGACAGACAGACUGACGCUGUUGCUGCGAUAUUUUGGUGUUCUACAGGAUUAUUUAAGAAGCGUGUGACGACAGCAAGAUUAUCAGCUUGCAGGAGCUCAAAGGGUUCAGCACAUUCACAUCGUCAGCAUGGAUUUCUGCCAAGAGCUGGUGGUACUCCCUCGAGCUGCGCGGGACACGUUGGCUGAGUCGUGGUGGGGCCCGCUGCCUGCACAAUGAGCACGCGCACUGCUGCCUGCGGAUGGAGUGUCUCGAGAAGAGCAGAGUGGUCUAUUUCACCGUGCAGCACCGCGACCACUGUGAGGCGGCACACUUCCGCACGGACACUCCAGCGGACGAGGUCAAAGAGCUGUUCCGAACGGCUGCAGAAGCUGGGCCCCAAGACAUCCUGAAGCUGUACACGCCAGACGGGCGUCUGAUCAACAUCUGCCCCGCCAUAACGCCCAACACACCCGACUCUUGCUACAGCCUCCAGGUGGUGGCUGCCCACUGUAGCGGUAUGCUGCUGGAUGAAGUGGGCAUCGAUCUCAUGGCCCUGGAGCAGAGGGUGGCUAGGCUGGAGAAACAGAUCAGGGUGGACUUCGAAGAGCUUCCGCCCCUCGUGCAGGAGCUCAAGCACCAAGUGGACAACUUCCGCAAUAAACUGGAGACAACUGAACAUCUCAGCUGGCUCGGUUUCUACAAGGAGCUGCCGCCCCCGCUGUCCAGCGAGGCUUGCAGGAGGCUGCAGUAUCGACGUAAGAGCGAGGAGCAGAAACGUCGCGUGCGGGACAGGUUCUUCAGCAUCUGUGAUGUUGCGGUCUCCGAGGAAGUACGUCAGUACCUUCGCCAGCCCACGUUUGACUGCCACCAGUGGGAGGACGAGGAGAUUCUCCUGCUGCUGCAACAGAUGUACCUUGACCUGGACCUUACCACCAAGUUCGGCAUUGAGCUGCCCACGCUCCGCAACUUCCUCUAUGAGGUGUAUAAGAACUACAAUGAGGUGCCCUUCCAUAACUUCAGGCACUGCUUCUGUGUGGCGCAGAUGAUGUAUUCGAUGGUGUGGUGCGUGGAAUUGCCCAGUAAGAUUGGGGACCUGGAAACGUUGAUCUUACUGACUUCCUGCAUCUGCCAUGACCUGGACCAUCCUGGCUACAACAACAUCUACCAGAUCAACGCAAAAACGGAGUUGGCCCUGCGCUAUAACGACAUCUCACCUCUGGAGAACCAUCAUUGCUCGGUGGCAUUCCGGGUGCUGGAAGAUGAGAACUGCAACAUAUUCCACAGCCUGUCACCUGAAAUGUACCGUCAAGUUCGAGAGGGCGUAAUCCGUUGCAUCCUGGCCACUGACAUGGCAAGACACAACGAGAUCCUUGCACAGUUCAAGGAGAUCACUCCAGAGUUUGAUUUCAGCAACAAGGCCCACACAAAUCUUCUGUCUAUGGUGCUUAUCAAGGUGGCAGACAUAUCGAAUGAGGCACGGCCCAUGGAUGUCGCAGAACCCUGGUUGGACAGACUACUGCAGGAGUUCUUCAAACAGAGUGAUGCAGAGAAGCUGGAGGGGCUGCCUGUUACGCCCUUCAUGGACCGUGAGAAGAUCACGAAGCCAUCGUCUCAGUGCAGCUUCAUCGGGUUUGUCCUGCUGCCCCUGUUUGAGGCGCUGGGAGAACUGUUCACAGAACUUCAGGAUCUGAUAGUGCAGCCAGUACGGGACGCUCUGGAUCACUAUCGACGGCUGAACGAGGCAGCAAAAGAUGAGCGCCUUCAUCGGAAAAGUGUUGCAGAUGUAGGAGAGAGUGUGGGAGAUGGGACCAGUGCCCCAGUUGUUGUCAAGUCUGCCAGUGGACACAGUGUAAAGUCACGGCGCAGCCUGGGGGCGAGCUCACGGUCCCGGUCCGCAGAUGAAGAUGAUGACAUGACAGCACCUGGGGUGACACCAGAUGGCACUGUGUGGGAACCAUCUGAAACAGUAGAGGAGGAGACAGUGCUGGAAGAUAUGGAGGAGAUGCAGGAAGGGGAAGCAGAGGAAGAGGAAGAGGAAGAGACAGUAACAGAAGUAGAGGUGAGCGAGAAGACCCUGAAGUUCAAGAUUUCAACAGAAGGUAGUGUCACAACACCUGGAGGCAGGAAAAGCUACCCUGGUAGUCGGAAGGGAAGUCGUGAGAAGACACAGCUGCAGGACUGCCAUCACAAUGUGCACGACCUUGUCAGAGCACUCCACGACCAGGAGAAAUUUGGAGCUUUCAGAGACUUAUCUCAUACACCCACCAUCACCCCCACAUCCCCACCACCGCUAUCCAAAGACCGUCCAUUCUCAUCACCAUCCCCAGGUAAGCAUCAGAGGCAUGGUAGCACAGAAGACAUGGAGUUGCAGGGUGUAGUGCAGACAACCAGCAGAAAGGGGGGGGAGCUUUGUAAUGGUGAGACAAAGUGCUUUGGAGAUUCAGUGAAGCAAACAGGUGAACAGCUCAAAGUGCAGACUAGUGACAGCAGCUUGGCAACAGACUGUGCUGUGCUGAGGGGUGAGAACCAUGACACUCCUCACAAAGACAAGGAGGCCAGUAAAGCAAGGAACAGAGAGAACAAUGCCAAGAAGACAGCUAUUAUGAAGAAGCUUUUCAGUGUGGCAGAGAGGCUCUCCUUCAGCAGUGAGAAGCACAGCGGUGACAUGACACCCAGUGACAGCAGCAAGUCUUCAUCUUCUCCACUAAACAAACCAGAGAGUACAUCAUCUACAUCAGCCAACACUGGAGACAUGACGUCUGUGGGGGAGUCUGUGAAAAAAGCCAUGACAUUACCAUUAUCAAAGACAAGGAAACCUCAACGAAAAAGUAUUGAAAGUGCUGGGAAGAUAGGGCGGAAAUUUCUUAUUGGUGGAGGUGAGAAAUGUUACUCACCAUCAUCCUCCUUAGAACUUCUCUCCCCCUCAGAGAGCUCCUUACCAGACAUACGACAGCAGCACAACAGCAAGCAUACAAUGAGCACAGUGUCUCAAAGCCCCUCCAGAACUGUGAAGAUACCAGGUCAAGAAGGUCCGAAGAGCAACGGGCCCGAAGCCAGUCACAACAAGAUGGAGAACCAGGACAGUUCCUGUCAUAUUGCAGGCUCAUCCCCCACUGGAGAGAAAAAUGACUUGGCAGUUCUUUCUGGGAGCCUAGACAGCAUCCUGAAGGGGCAAGAUAAAUCCUCUGGCAACAACAACAACCGCAAGAAGACCAAUAUAUUUAGCAGUCCACGGUCAAAACAGCAUUUUUUCACACGCCUGGGACGGAGCAACACUCACACAGAGGGAACCAGGCCCCGUGGUAGUGAAGGCGGCCCCAGCAAGGUGCAGCAGCACAGCUGGAUGGCUUCCCUAGCAGCAAGCUUCCGUGUCAGGAAGAACCACCAUCACCACCAUCAGCUUCUGCAUAAACCACAGGGGCAGGAAUGAUGACCCAGCUGCUGAACAUGACUGUCUUCAUCUGUACUUGCUGUCCAUCAGCAGAUAUCUCAUCUGACUAUGGCAGACACGGCAAGUUAUGAUCAAACAUUCCCUUUCAUUCAAACAAUGUUUGAUAUAUGACUUCUGAUCAUACAAACAGCAGGGUUUAUUGAAUUCAUAAUUUUAUUUUAGUGACAAGCGUGGCAGGCCACAUGAAGUCAAAACCUGCAAGUGAGUGAACUUGAUGCACGUUAAAUCAGUAUUGAGUGGCAUAUCUGUGUACCCUAGUCAGAAGCAUUAGUUACAGACCACAUGUUGCUCUGCAAGUGAAAUCAUUCCAAGGUAAAGAAUCUUUCAAGUGCUUCUGAAACAAUGGAAGGAACAGUUCUGAAUGUGUGCUGUAGUAUCUGUUUCAUUGUUCUGAGUCUGGUAUUAAUCAUUAAGUAUUUAAGUUAGUAUGUUAUGUAUCAUUAAGAUUCGUAACUCGAUGCUAGUCUUUUUCAUCACAACCUCAUUCUUUGAAUUGUAGUCAGCAGCGUACAGUUCAGACUGCAUAGUAUGUACAGACAUUGGCACUUAUAAGGGAGAAGCAUUUUGACAAUAUAUUUUAAAGUAUCAGAGUGGAGAAAUAUUAAAACGUAGGUGAAUCUAUUUUUGUUGUCAAAGUAGGGAUAUUUGGUGGCACUGUAGUCAGUGUUACUCGUAUUCUCUCUCUUGGAUAGUCUGAGGGCUCCAGUCAAUUGUUUCUGUUCAGUGUUCACACCUGUCUCUGAAACUGUAACAUGUUGCCCAUUGAUGGAUGUCCAAUCAAGAGCACCUGGACCAGUCCUAAAUGAUUUCUCAUCUCAAAGGACUGGGGUUCAAUUCCAAGCUUGUGAUAUGAGUAUAUAUGUGCAUCCAGUGAAUUGUAACAUUUUCCUUGAAAUGUUGGUCUGUCUUCCUGAAUGAUAUGUUGGAAAUUUAGAGACAUGUUGUUAACGAGCAACUGUAUAAAAGGGCAUCCACCCUUUGUCUAUCAAGUGCUCUUUCCUUUCUAAUACUGAAAUUCUGGUGCUCUGCUGGAUGGCUCUGUACCACUGAAAUGGAUCCCAUGGCUUCCAGCUUAUAUGUACACUUGCCCUACAUAAAAAAUUUACUCAUAGUGUCCAAUUAAAAUAUCCAAUUAACUAUGUCCAGUUCCAUUAGCUUUGUACGAGAUAUGAUGUCCUUAUGGUGGUUUAAGGAGAUGGUCUUAUUGGGAUGUGAUGCCAUGCAGUGGUGCAGAUAGGUGCCCGCCUUUCAGAGGAAUGCACUAUCUCCAUGUCAGGGGUUGAAAAUGGAGGCCACAUGUGCCUUCAAAACAUUGGUAUAUAUCUAUCAGACUACAAGGCGUCACAAUCCAGAAGACCUAGUUUUGAAAAUCUGUAUGAGUUAACUUCUCUGACCUCAGAAGGAAGAAUCAUCAUCAUGUGUAAAGGUGAAACGUUCUUUGAUUUUUUAAAUUACAUUUCAUUCCUACUCAUCAGAAACUUAUUAUAACUUAUUUCUGCCUGCAAGUCAUUUGUGGAAUUUGAAUGUACAGUGUGCCAGGGAAAGUCCUAAUGCAAGUGGAUGGUCACAAGAUGUGUCUGUCUCUACAUGUGCUGAUUGCUUCAGGAGCAUGUUGUGACACGUCCAAGACAGAGGCAAUAUAUUUCUACUUUGCUAAGUGCAUGGCAGAACUCAAUGCUUGAACGCUCCUAAUAUCACAGGUUACCCCUAAACACCAUCCUAUGAUAAUUCAAUCUACUUCACAUCUUCACAUCCUGUUUCCUUAACAUUUUGAGGGAAACCCCCAAAAGUACUCAUUUAAAAUUUGUUUCUCUUUUUACAUUGAUGUUGAAUACUCAUUUGUUAUAUGUUCUUUGAAAGUUUGCCUUUUCAUGCUUGUUCAAAUAAUGUAAGUUUUAGGGAUAGUAAACUUUUUCUCAGGCAAAAUCAAGAAAGCAACAAUAAUAUUGUUUGUAAGAUUUGAGGCUUAAAUCCCAGAAGACUGCUUUCUUAAUAAUAUUGUUUGUUUUGGAGACAGGGUUACUCAGUUACUAUAGUGACUGUACUGCAGGAUGGUUGACGAAGGAACUGUAAUUCUGUUUUUGGCUGGGGUAAGAAAUUAUACUAUUCUCCACAGUCUCCAAUGCAAUGUGUAACAGAGUUUCUUCCCCCAGGAUAAAGCAGUCAGAGUAUGAAUCUGACCACUCACUUUGAUCUGGUGAUGAGGUUAAGAAUGCAUGGAGCGAUAUUACUAUUCCUUCACAUAUCUUCAUGGGUGGUGCUUAUUUAAGCAGGUUGACAACUUUACCUCUUUUAGGUAUACUUAUUUUCCAAGAAAAUCUGGUGUGGAUGGUAUGACAGCGGGUAAAAUAUUUGGAGAUAGAAAGGGUUAAGAUAUAUUUAAUAUUAUUUUUUCAUUCUCUGCUUGGUCUUUCAACUGAAAACUUGCAAAGGGGUCCUCUUGCCACCCUCAAAAUUCUGUUUUCUUCUUUUGAGUUAAUUAUUCAGCAUAUCAUAGCCCUGAUUUCGUCACCAUAAUUUAUCAUGUAAGCUGUAUAAAUCUUCCAGUUUAUCAUCAUGAAGGGUCCUGCAUUUUCAUUUUCUACAACCCUUAGGUCCAGGUAAUACUUCAAGAGAAUGGUGAUUCUGUUUGGUGAUAUUUCAUGGGUUCAUUUCCUUUUUCUUUGUAUGUAAUUCAUAAAGAAAUCUUGCAGUUACUUAAUGGCACCACAAACAGAUGUGGGCAAAAUAAAAACAAAACAUAAUAUGUACAAUUUGGAUAUAUUUUCUCCCUCUUAUUCAAUUAUCAGAAGCCCGUGAGAAAGAAAUAUAUUAGUUAUAACUUCCAUUUCAUUUCUUCCAGAUUUGAAAAAUUUUCUGUCCAAUAAAUAUCUGGCCAGUUAUGUUCACAGUGCACACAGAAACUCGUGUAGGUCAUCAUGUGAAGUGUCCAUUAUUCUUGCCCAGUUUUAACAAAGAUUGGACUUCUUCAAUUAAUUUUAUUAAAACUCCCCAAUAUAAAUUUUCAUGAUCAUUUGUUCAUUAUUUCUGAAGUUAUGUUCAUAGAGACACAGACAUGACAUAGCUGAUAUGCACAUUUUGCAACUUUUCAUUGCAGGUAUGACAAAAUCUAUCAAAUGCAUAUCACAACAUACAGCAUUGAUCUGAAGAUUUCUUUAUGGAGGGUUUGGGAGGAAUUUUAUUUGACUGGAGGUUAGUGUCAGAACAUCCCCACCCUCCUCCCUGUAGCUGAGCUGGAAGCUGUGGAGGUUUUUCCACCCCUCACCUGGUGGGCCUACACUAUGUGAAUUGCCUAGCCAAAACUGCUAUAUAAAUGUAUUUUCCUAAAUAUAUAUA